AUGUCUUCAAAUCUUCAGAUAAUAACAGCAUGUGCCAUAUCUUUAGCAACGGGGCUUUACUUGGGCCAUUACUUCACCCCUACAGUAAAUAUAAAGUCAUCAGACUCUAAAAAAAGACAUCAAAAACAAUCAUCACAACGUCAACCUUCUUCAUCAUCAAGCUCUCCAUCAUCGGAUCAAAUAACAGAUGAAUCAGAUUUAGAAGAAUCAGAUCUUGAAGAAAGUGAAGAAGAAGACUUCCAAGUUGAUUCAACUUCAUUAAAUGACAUUCCUGGUGAAACUAAAAUGGCUUUAAUAGUGCGUACAGAUCUUAAAAUGGGGAAAGGUAAAGCUGCUGCUCAAUGUGCCCAUGCUGCUUUAGGUGCUUAUAGAUUAAUGUUAAAUGAGGGUCAAUCUUCUCAAAAUUUACCAUUGUUGAAAAGAUGGGAACAUUCUGGUCAAGCUAAAAUUACUUUACAAGUGCCAAAUAAAGAAGAUAUGGAUUUAUUAUUUGCAAAAGCUAUAAGUCUAAAUAUUAACUCUUAUAUCGUUCAUGAUGCUGGAAGAACUCAAAUAGCAGCUGGUAGUGCUACUGUAUUGGCUUUGGGUCCAGCUCCAAAACUAGUUUUGGAUCAAGUUACUGGUGAUUUGAAAUUGUAUUAA
Messenger RNA from Hansenula anomala, 642 nucleotides. RefSeq names its product aminoacyl-tRNA hydrolase (gene PTH2). Lineage: Eukaryota; Fungi; Ascomycota; Saccharomycetes; Phaffomycetales; Wickerhamomycetaceae. Gene Ontology annotation, cellular component: mitochondrion; cytosol. Gene Ontology annotation, molecular function: peptidyl-tRNA hydrolase activity. The transcript has a single exon. The record is from RefSeq and is a predicted model, not a curated record. The coding region runs from base 1 to 642 and encodes 213 amino acids.